CUUUGUUACAUAUUUAUUUAGAUACCUCAUAACUACUUAAAACCACGGAAAGAAAGAAAAAAGAAAAAGAAGCAAUACAUACGAAAAUGCUUAAAAUUAAUGAAGAUGCGGCUUCAUAGAUAGCCAAUAAGAUCAAAAGUCCAAAUUCAAUUUGUGCACAAGCCAACUGACAUGUGAAUAUUCCAAGGAACUUUGCUCCAGUAAAUUUUUACCAUUAGCCUUUGAGACAAGAAAAAGGCAAGAACCCAAUUCAACUUGUGCACUUCAAGUGACACACAAGAAUUUGCCAAGAAGCUAAGCAUUUGGAACACUAGACAAUUUACCUUUGCCUUUUUGCAAUAUGUAUAUGGAGCACUUUUGCAACUUGCCUUCACAGCCACGACAGGACCAUACCUUGACCCCCACCCCAAAGAAAACAGACCCCUUAAGAAAUACUACUAUAAAUUCAAGCCCCUAAACUGCAUCUCAUUCUAUAGUAAGAAAUAAGAAUUCUUGCAGUGGUGUAAUUAAAAUACUACUACUGGCCUCACUAGUCUUUUGGCCAUAGUAGCAAAACACUUGUUUUAGUACUGCAUUUCAAAUUUAAACUAUAAUGGUCUUCUCUGCUGGACAAUCUUAUGCAGUUUCAACAAAUUUUGAUCCCUUGAAACAAAAUUUAUGGGGUUCUAAGCCUUAUAUUUCAUCAGUUUCCAUCAAGGAAAUCAACUUGAGACAAUGUGAAAAGCCCAACAUCUUGUCCAGAAAACCUCUCUAUAUUUCAGCAGUACUAAGUGGAUUUGGACGUGCUGAUGAAUCAAAAGUGUCCAAAUCUAGGGACCCUUUAGUCCAGUGCAAUGCAUAUGAAGCGAGUCGGCCGCAAUCGAUACCAAUCAACAUUGAGUUUGGACAAGAAGCUCAGACUGCUGCUGCUCAGAAGCUCAAGAUUGGGCUCUAUUUUGCAAUAUGGUGGGCAUUGAAUGUUGUUUUCAAUAUCUACAACAAAAAGGUGUUGAAUGCCUUUCCAUUUCCAUGGCUUACUUCUACUCUUUCUCUGGCUGCUGGUUCUCUCAUGAUGUUGGUUUCUUGGGUUACCAAGAUUGCUGAAGCUCCAAAAACUGACUUUGCUUUUUGGAAAGCCUUGUUUCCUGUUGCUGUGGCUCACACAAUUGGGCAUGUGGCUGCAACAGUGAGCAUGUCAAAAGUUGCAGUUUCAUUCACUCACAUAAUCAAGAGUGGAGAGCCUGCUUUCAGCGUUUUGGUUUCAAGAUUGUUGGGUGAAACUUUCCCAUUGCCAGUUUACCUUUCACUUUUGCCAAUUAUUGGUGGUUGUGGUCUUGCUGCUAUUACAGAACUCAACUUCAACCUAACAGGUUUUAUGGGGGCAAUGAUAUCCAACUUGGCAUUUGUAUUCAGAAACAUCUUCUCAAAGAAAGGCAUGAAGGGGAAUUCAGCUGGAGGGAUGAAUUACUAUGCUUGUCUUUCAAUGAUGUCUCUUUUUAUUCUGACUCCCUUUGCUAUUGCUAUGGAGGGUCCACAAGUAUGGGCACUUGGAUGGCAGAAUGCAGUCUCCCAAAUUGGCCCAAAUUUUAUAUGGUGGGUGGUGGCCCAAAGUGUGUUCUAUCACUUGUACAAUCAAGUCUCCUACAUGUCCCUAAAUGAGAUCUCCCCAUUGACAUUUAGCAUAGGUAAUACUAUGAAGAGAAUUUCUGUCAUAGUCUCAUCCAUCAUCAUCUUUCAAAUUCCAAUUCAACCAGUUAAUGCCCUUGGUGCUGCCAUUGCAAUCUUGGGAACUUUCCUUUACUCACAGGCUAAACAGUAACCAAAAAUCAGCGAGUUCUAUGAAAAGAAAAAAGAGGGACUUACACUUGCUGCUUUCAAGGAAUCAAAGAAUGUACCUAACACUUGUUGUAGAUGAAUAUUAUCAUAUUAUCAACUUGUGACUAUUAUCCGGAUCGUUUUUUUCCUUAGCAAAUGACUAGAGGCAUGGCAGAAUUGACGUGGAAAAUGGUAAGUCUCAGUGGUUCAUGACAGAGACAUAAGAUCCUGAGUGAAUGAAUAUGCCUUUUGAGUAAUUCAAAAUGUCAAGAAAACCACUAAAACUGCCUCUUCCUAGCUGCAAUUCCCGUCCAAGAAUUUGUGUUCACCUUUAUGCUGUGAAUUAAUAUGACAAUAUUGUAUGCCUUCGUGCCAUAAACUGUAAAGUUUGGUCUGCUUGGUUCGAGUUAUGAAAUAAACCAAUUUUCUACACAAA
Capsicum annuum is the source of this 2230-nucleotide messenger RNA. Its product is annotated as glucose-6-phosphate/phosphate translocator 2, chloroplastic. The record is from RefSeq and is a predicted model, not a curated record. Gene Ontology annotation, molecular function: phosphoglycerate transmembrane transporter activity; triose-phosphate transmembrane transporter activity; antiporter activity. Gene Ontology annotation, cellular component: membrane; Golgi apparatus. Lineage: Eukaryota; Viridiplantae; Streptophyta; Magnoliopsida; Solanales; Solanaceae. Gene Ontology annotation, biological process: transmembrane transport. The coding region runs from base 593 to 1798 and encodes 401 amino acids. The transcript has 5 exons.